This is a messenger RNA of Monodelphis domestica (gray short-tailed opossum), 6646 nucleotides long. RefSeq names its product hyperpolarization activated cyclic nucleotide gated potassium channel 1 (gene HCN1). Gene Ontology annotation, cellular component: HCN channel complex; membrane; axon. Gene Ontology annotation, biological process: potassium ion transmembrane transport; regulation of membrane depolarization; sodium ion transmembrane transport. NCBI's taxonomy places the organism in Eukaryota, Metazoa, Chordata, Mammalia, Didelphimorphia, Didelphidae. The record is from RefSeq and is a predicted model, not a curated record. Gene Ontology annotation, molecular function: voltage-gated potassium channel activity.
AAGUCACCAAAGUUAUUACUUUUUUCUCCCUUUCUUUGUCAUCCAUCUUCUCACAUUCACUUCCAAGGAGUUACUUCUCUCCCAGAAAGCUUUUGUAUUUUGAUCUGCAAAAACUCUGCCACUCAGCUACCUGCAAGUAUCAUGGAGAGACUCUAUCUUUGAUCUAUUUGCAAAAAUUAAAGUCAGUCAAUCCACAUACAUAUUUUGGUUUUAUUAGCAUUUUCAUUUAGUUUUGCAUAUCAAGAGGAAAACCAAACAAGUAAAAUAUAAUUCAGAUUAGAUGCUAGGGGAAUAAGAUAUGGAAUGUAGUCUGGCUCAACAAAUGAAUUUGUGGUAUUAUAAAGAAAUUUCUGAGAAAUAUUUUGUGCUCAAAAUUUGCAGAUGGGCUGUCAUAGUAGAUAUGUAUAAACCUUGAAAUUUAGCAAUCUCCAGCCAAAAUAACCUCAAAGACUGGAUUUAGACAACACUACUAUUAAUGUUGAUGUAAGAAAUAUUCAUCAGCUGGCCAAAAGAAAAGGAACAGCUAUUUUAAUAAAAAUUACAUCAUAACAAGUACAUGUUUUUAUAUAUCUGUAAGAUUUUUAUAUUCUUUACAAAAUAUAGACAAAAGUGAAUAAAAUAUUUAAACAAAAUGCAACUCAUUUUCAUUAAACUUUAUGAUAAAGUCAUGGUUUCAGAAGUUGAGGAAGAAGUUAAAGGAGUUUUUCCACUGAUAAUUAGAAAGGUUUCAAGGGCUGCUGGAGUUCUCCCUGCAAAAGUCAUGAGCUAAGGGAAGCUAUCUUCAAGUUCUCUCUAAUUCUAGGCACUUUGCUUAAUCUGCUCUGUACCUGCCUAGCAUCUGCUACUUUGGUAACCAACUAUGUCAUCAUACCCUUGACUUUAUCCUACUUUUUAUCCUGCCUUUAAAUGUACUUUUUAGAGUCAUGAAUGAUCAUUCCAAGUUGGAAGAUAUCUUAGAUCUACUUCAAUCACGGAUCUCCUUCAAGCAAUCUCUAUACAACACAGUUGUCAAAUAGUUUCUGUCUGAAUUCUUGCCAAAUUGGGGGAAUACACAUGCCUAGGUCUUGCUUUCUGCUGAAUGAAGUGGUCCUGAUCUAGGUACAAAUGACCUUUCAAUGGUACUAAAAUCAUAAGGUCUGCUUCUCCAACAUCAAACAUCAUCCUUCUAUUGUUUAUAUCAUGGACCUCCCCUCUUGUCAAUAUAUCCUGAUCCUGUUAUUUUAAUGCAGAGAGAAAAUAAUUCGCCCUUUCCUCUCCAGUGUCCCAUGAUAUAUUUUAGAAAUUCAGAAAGGUACUUCUAAUAGAUUAAAUGAAUACCCCCUACGCACCUCCCCUUAGAUAGGUCUUACAUCCCGACUGCUUUCUCAGCCACGUUGUAAAUGUGUGCCUCUAUCCCUGAGUGUGGCUUAGGUGAAUAUUGGCCAGCCAACACAUGGCCCUUAGUGUGUCAUUGCUUAUAUAACUCAUUUGUAAAGAUAGGUCAGUGAAGGAUUGGUCUCCACCAUCCAUUUCCCCCUCUUUAGUGGCUAUAGAAACAUGGAUCCCAAUGAAUAGUUGCUUUGGCCCUGGCAAGAGCAUUUCUUUUUCUUAUAAGGACACUAUGAGCACGAGCAGGAGGGAGUGGAAGGAGGUCAGACGUCUGUUCCCUGUUACAGGUCCUUAAUCUGUAAAACCACAAACUGCUGAUCACAUCAGGUCAUCCACUCCUAGUCCUUCGCCCUCCUGCCGUCUUCCACGUUCUGUGGCAGGCUAGGUUGUCUCUGCCCUUCUACUCCCUCAAAGCGCCUCCUCGCACCAAGUUCCCUUUACACUGUGUCCCCAUCACACAUGCCCAGACUCUUUCCCUAACAUUGCUCCAACAUUCUGCCUUAGAUUCUCAGCUAGCUGUACACGCCCAGUGUGUGUCUCGCUGUAACAGAAACACACACUCACAAGCCCGCGGAUAUGUGCACGCUCGUCCUGGACCCGCUUUUCUCUCGCUCCAAUACGCACACACAAACUGUUUCACAGCGUUGAAUGGAAAGGGGCGGGGGGGGGGGGGGCGGAAUCUUCAAGGACUCCUGAGCUCAAUGUCACGCGCGGAAGGAGUCCGGAGAAAGUGUUGAGAGGAGGAAGGGAGGGAGCAAAAGAAAAAAAAAGAAGGCUCUUUUCUGCCAGCAGAGGGCAGUGGAAGGGAAGGCAGCGCCAAGCGAGCGAGGCAGCCCAAGCAGCAGCCCCAGUGAGGCAGGCGGGAGAGAGGCAAGAGCUAGGGCUCUCUGAUCGGUUCGCUCCAUCAGAAGCCCGAGCAGCAGGACAAACGCCGCGGCGGCGGCGGCGGCGGCGGCGAGAGGCAGACGGGGAGCCCUAGCGAGCAGGGGCAGCGAGCCUUGACUCCCUUCUGACUUCACUUCUUCUGUCUUCCCCUUCGGCGAGUCUGGAGCUCUGCUCCCCCACCUACCACGACCUCCAAGCAUGGACGGCGCUGGGAAGCCCAACUCCUCGUCCGGCAGCCGGGACGACGGCAAUAGCGUCUUUCCCGUGAAACCCCCCUCUUCGGUCGGUGGAGCCGCUGGGGCCGUGGCAGAGAAGAACCUGGGCAGCCCCCCAGGGGGCGGCGGCGGAGGCAGCACCAAGGAGCAUGGCAACUCCGUGUGCUUCAAGGUGGACGGGGGCAGCGGCGGCAGCACGGGCGCCGGCGGCGGCGAGGAGCCGGUGGUGGGCUUUGAGGAUGCCGAGGGACCCCGGCGGCAGUACGGCUUCAUGCAAAGGCAAUUCACCUCCAUGCUGCAGCCAGGCGUCAACAAAUUCUCCCUCCGCAUGUUCGGCAGUCAGAAGGCGGUGGAGAAGGAGCAGGAAAGGGUUAAAACUGCAGGUUUCUGGAUUAUCCACCCUUAUAGUGAUUUCAGGUUUUACUGGGAUUUAAUAAUGCUUAUAAUGAUGGUUGGAAAUCUUGUCAUCAUACCAGUUGGCAUCACAUUCUUUACAGAGCAAACAACAACUCCAUGGAUUAUUUUCAAUGUGGCAUCAGACACUGUUUUCCUGUUGGACUUGAUAAUGAAUUUUAGGACUGGGACUGUCAAUGAAGACAGUUCUGAAAUCAUCCUAGAUCCUAAAAUUAUCAAGAUGAAUUAUUUAAAAAGCUGGUUUGUUGUUGACUUCAUCUCAUCGAUACCAGUGGAUUAUAUCUUUCUCAUCGUAGAAAAAGGAAUGGACUCAGAAGUUUACAAGACAGCCAGAGCCCUUCGAAUUGUGAGAUUUACCAAAAUUCUUAGUCUCUUACGUUUAUUACGCCUUUCAAGGUUAAUUAGAUAUAUACAUCAAUGGGAAGAGAUUUUCCAUAUGACGUAUGAUCUAGCCAGUGCAGUGGUGAGAAUAUUUAACCUCAUUGGAAUGAUGCUUCUCCUUUGCCAUUGGGAUGGCUGUCUUCAGUUCUUAGUACCAUUACUACAAGACUUUCCAUCAGAUUGCUGGGUGUCCUUAAAUAAGAUGGUCAAUGACUCCUGGGGAAAGCAAUACUCAUAUGCACUCUUCAAAGCUAUGAGUCACAUGCUAUGCAUUGGUUAUGGAGCCCAAGCUCCAGUCAGCAUGUCAGAUCUCUGGAUCACCAUGUUGAGUAUGAUUGUAGGGGCCACCUGUUAUGCCAUGUUUGUCGGCCAUGCCACCGCAUUAAUCCAAUCUCUGGAUUCCUCAAGGAGACAAUAUCAAGAAAAGUACAAGCAAGUGGAACAAUACAUGUCAUUCCACAAGUUACCAGCUGACAUGCGCCAGAAGAUUCAUGACUACUAUGAACACAGGUAUCAGGGCAAAAUCUUCGAUGAGGAAAACAUCCUCAGUGAGCUUAAUGAUCCUCUGAGGGAGGAAAUAGUCAACUUCAACUGUAGGAAGUUGGUGGCCACAAUGCCACUUUUUGCUAAUGCUGAUCCCAAUUUUGUGACUGCCAUGCUGAGCAAACUAAGGUUUGAGGUAUUCCAGCCUGGAGAUUAUAUUAUUCGAGAAGGAGCUGUGGGGAAAAAAAUGUACUUCAUUCAACAUGGUGUUGCUGGUGUCAUCACUAAAUCCAGUAAAGAAAUGAAACUGACAGAUGGCUCUUACUUUGGAGAAAUUUGCCUUUUGACAAAAGGUCGACGCACGGCUAGUGUCAGAGCUGAUACUUACUGCCGCCUGUAUUCACUGUCUGUGGACAAUUUCAAUGAGGUGUUGGAGGAGUACCCCAUGAUGAGGAGAGCCUUCGAAACAGUAGCCAUUGACCGGCUAGAUCGGAUAGGCAAGAAGAACUCGAUUCUUCUGCAGAAGUUCCAGAAGGACCUGAACACUGGUGUUUUCAACAACCAGGAGAAUGAGAUCCUGAAACAGAUCGUGAAGCAUGACCGAGAAAUGGUGCAGGCCAUUGCCCCGAUGAAUUUUCCCCAAAUGCAAGCCCUGAAUUCCGGCACUUCGACCACUACUCCCGCCUCCCGAAUGAGGACGCAAUCGCCUCCGGUUUAUACGGCCACCAGCCUGUCUCAUAGCAACCUGCAUUCUCCGAGUCCCAGCACCCAGACCCCGCAACAAGCUGUCAUCCUCUCACCCUGCUCCUACACCACGGCGGUCUGCAGCCCCCCGGUACAGAGCCCCCUGGCAGCUCGAACUUUCCAAUAUGCCUCCCCAACCGCUUCCCAGCUGUCCCUGAUGCAGCAGCACCCACCCCCGGCGCAGCCACCCCAGCAGCCCCAGCCCCAGCAGCCCCAGCAGCCCCCUCAGCCUUUGCAGCAGCAGCAGCAGCCCCAGCAGCAGCAACAGCAGCAGCAGCAGCCCCAGCAGCCGCAGCCGCAACCGCAACAGCAGCAGCAGCCCCAGCAGCAGCCGCAGCAACAGCAGCAGCCCCAGACCCCCACUAUCUCCUCCCAGAAAAAUGAGGUGCACAGGAGUACCCAGGCUCUUCACAACACCAACCUGACCAGAGAGGUCAGACCCCUAUCGGCCUCUCAGCCUUCUCUGCCUCAUGAGAUCUCCACUCUGAUUUCCAGACCUCACCCCACAGUAGGGGAGUCUUUAGCUUCCAUCCCACAGCCCGUCUCUGCCGUCCAUGGCCCAGGCAUUCAGGCAGGGGCCAGGGGUAGCGUCUCCCAGAGAAUCACCCUCUUCCGCCAGAUGUCUUCAGGAGCUAUCCCUCCCAACCGAGGAGCUGUCCCAGCUCCCCCACCCACAGCAGCUACACCACAGAGAGAUUCCUCCACAGUCUUAAGUACAGACCAAGAAGGAGACAAACCACGAUUUGCUUCAAAUUUAUGAUCCCUGCUCAUUGUAAAAGCAGGAAAAAGUACUGUUAUAAACUGAGACUUUCCCCCAGAAACUAUUUUAAUCUAUGUCCUGAAUAGGUCCCUGUAGUCUACUUUGAAGAAAUAUUUUAGACAGCUGUACUCUACAUACAAAAUGUAAAUAUAUAUAUAUAUACACAUAUACAUAAUAUAUAUAUAUUUAAAGUUCCCCAAAGAAAUUUAAAAGACAUGUCUAGCAUUCAGUGUUAUGUCUUCCUUUCUUUAAAUCAUUAAAGGCGUCUAAAUUUUGUCUAAGAUUAUUUAUUUUUAAUCUUCAAUGACUCAAAAAUUCCUUUGAUAUAUAUAUAUGUAUAUAUAUACAUUUCUCUACUUUAUGAAGAAGUCCUAGAUCCAGUGAAAAAUCAAAUCCCCUUUACCUUCAUAGGUGAAAAGACAAUGUUAACUCCAGUAAGAACUUCACUUUUACAAAGGUAAUUCAAAUGAGCUAAUGAACAGCAACUAACAAAACUUUCUUUUUUAAAAACUUUCAUUCAUUGCACUUCCAUCUCCAAAUUGUGAGCCAUUACCUAAGAGUGUGUUCAUUUGCAGGUCCCGUUUUCUAGAUCAUUUGCAUUUUGGUGCUUUCCAUUAUGAAUUAGGUUGAAGAACACCAUCAGCUCAAACCACCUCCAGUAGAAGGACUGAUGCAAUCACUGCUCUGGAUAGUUCCAACCGCAAAACAUGGUUACUGAUCUUGUAUCUGAAAGCUGAGUGAACUUCUGUCUCCCGCCAUGCCAGACACUUAUGAAGAAAGACCUCAUACUCAAUUAAUGUCAGUUUUAAAUAACUUUUCUGACCCAAAAGAUAGCUAUCGUGUGGUAUGCCAUGGCAAAGUCAUUGUUUUGGAAUUUAGUGUCAUCUCUUCACUUGAAAAUGUAGUUUUAAAUUUUACCAAACCUAAGUAUGGCAACCAUUCAAAUGUAAUCCAAUAAUUUGAAACCUAUACUGUUACUUUUACUUACAAUGUUUUUAUGCGAAAUUAUAUGCUUGAUCCUGCAAAUUACUUGUAUUUUCACCCAAAUCAUCACUUUUCUUCUUCCUCCCCAUAAGCAAGUGUCUGAAAAUAUUCCCUGCAUGCUUUUUGAAAAAAAAAAUAGGUUCAAACAGUCAUUGUAGGGAAAAAGGCUUACAGUAUUUCUUGGCUUUCUGAAACUAAACCUCCAUAAAUUGUGUCUGCCUUUAAAUUUCUAUGAUACUGGUUUGGAAUCUCUAACUUAAGUCUAGAAGUGAGAUUUUAUUUUUAUUAUUAUUUAAAGGAUCAUUUGUAAACAUAGCUUGAUUUAGAAUUUCAAACACAUUCUAUGUCUUCACUGUAGCUGGUAGUUAACUGUGGUGUUAAUUUAAAAGAAAUAAAUAUAAUAUAGCAUCAA